Messenger RNA from Diaporthe batatas, 477 nucleotides. RefSeq lists its product as uncharacterized. Gene Ontology annotation, biological process: secondary metabolite biosynthetic process; fatty acid biosynthetic process. The record is from RefSeq and is a predicted model, not a curated record. The transcript is spliced from 2 exons. Gene Ontology annotation, molecular function: fatty acid synthase activity. Lineage: Eukaryota; Fungi; Ascomycota; Sordariomycetes; Diaporthales; Diaporthaceae. The coding region runs from base 1 to 477 and encodes 158 amino acids.
AUGAUCGUCGAAGUCGGCGCACAUAGCACUCUGGAAGGCCCGAUGCGACAAAUCCUCAAGGCACGGGACACCGAGCUGCCCCACGUUUCAUGUCUCAAGCGACCAGAGGACGGUGUUGAUAUGAUGCAGCAGGUUGCUUGUGCCCUGAUCGCCCGGGGCUACCCGGUCAACAUCAAGGCUGUGAAAUCACCUCCUUGGGUCGCCGGUAAAUGGGGGCAACGCUCUCUCAUACCAACCUGGAGGAACUUCAUCCGCUUGUCCGAGAUCGAGUGGUUGAAAGAUCACCAGAUCGAUCGCUCGGUGGUUUUCCCUGGCGCUGGUUACAUUGCUCUGGCACUCGAGGCUGUACGCCUUCUCACGGAUCCCUCAGAAGCAACUAUGCAAGGUAACAGGCUGCGGGACAUCGACAUCAUGACCGCCAUGGUCAUUCCAGACCCCAGUUCGGGCCUGGAGAUUCAGCUCAGUCUCCAGAGCUGA